UCGGGGCUUGUCCUCCACGGUGCCUGAGGGGUGUCGGGGUACUAAAGACCUCGAUCGCCAUGGACAAGGGAGGCGGGGCCGGCGGCGAGGACGCCGCUGAGAAAAAGAAGCCGGCGGGGGUUGAGGACGCCGGUGAGACGAAGAAGCCCGCCGACGACAAGGCACCACCGCCACCCAGCAUGGACCCCGAGUACGUGGAGUUCACCUCCUCGCUCCAGAGCGCCUCGGCGCGAAGCAGUUCGACCGUGCCCCCCGAUUCCGCCAGCGAAAGCGGAACUGCACUGCACACUCGGCUGGCGGAGGUGCUGAACGAGAAGCUGCUGGACCCGCUCUUGGACACUUACCGCCAAGGAACCGAGAUGAUGCAGACGAACGUCGUCGCUCCGGUCAGCUACGCGUACUCACAGAUGACUGCCGACAACGCUGCUGGACUCGUGCAGACACACGUCGUGGACCCUGUGAACCAGGCGUACCAGGACAUGUCAGCCAAGGCGACGGAACUAGUGCAGACGCACGUGAUGGACCCGGUGAACCAGGUGUACGAAGGAGCACCGGCUUACUUUCAGAACACCGUGGUGGACCCAAUCAAGGAUGCAUACAACCGCGCAGCCGACAUGUAUGACGCGAACGUGAUCAAGCCUGCUGCUAAAGCUGCCGGAAGCUUCACCGACUUCCUGAAGAGCUACGGCGUCUGGCAGGACGACAAAGGUGCAGGAAGGACAGAGGGCCACAAGGAUGGGGCCCAUAAAGGCGAACAUAAAGGUGAAGGACACAAAGGCGGUGAGCCCAAAGGUGUGGAUCACAAAGGUGGGGACCACAAAGGCGGCGACUCGAAGCCACCAAAAACUGAGGAGCCUCGUUCCCCACCGAAGUCACCAGAAGCUCCGAAAGUGUCCGAACCUCAAAAGAACGCCACCGAGCUGCCGUUGAAGCCGGCGCUCAAGCGACGGGACUCGUUGACGAACGCGCCACACAAGCGGGCCGACCACGGAGGCGACGGGGGCGCAGGAGUCAGGAGCCCCGACCGGCAAGCCGAGGGCGGCAAGGGCGGCGCCGAGGCCGGCCACAAGGUCAAGUUCGGCUACGAGGAGGUGCGCACGCUGCCGCCGGAGAAGAAGCGCAACAAGCACGACUUCAACGAGUUUGUCGAAGACCAGCUGGGCAAGAUCAGCACCAAGCCGACGUCACAGAAAGAGUCCAAGGAGUUUAUCGACACCAUGAUGAAGGAAGCCAUGGAAGCUAAAUCCCGGGAGGAGAAGAAGUGGGAACCGAAACUAGCGGAAGAGCCGGAUCUCGCGAAGACCGUGGGGAAGGCGGCGGUUACCGGUAAGAGCGUUUCCGGUUGGGUGGCCUAGCCCGGAAGAGAUGCACGAGUACCGGAAGUUCCA
This is a messenger RNA of Dermacentor silvarum, 1388 nucleotides long. RefSeq lists its product as uncharacterized. The coding region runs from base 60 to 1355 and encodes 431 amino acids. Lineage: Eukaryota; Metazoa; Arthropoda; Arachnida; Ixodida; Ixodidae. The transcript is spliced from 8 exons. The record is from RefSeq and is a predicted model, not a curated record.